Molecule: messenger RNA, 2206 nt
Organism: Dermatophagoides farinae (American house dust mite)
Lineage: Eukaryota; Metazoa; Arthropoda; Arachnida; Sarcoptiformes; Pyroglyphidae
Product: tryptophan 5-hydroxylase 1-like
Biological process (GO): aromatic amino acid metabolic process; serotonin biosynthetic process
Cellular component (GO): neuron projection
Molecular function (GO): iron ion binding; tryptophan 5-monooxygenase activity
Source: RefSeq, a predicted model, not a curated record
AAAGAAUCAUAUGAUGAUGAUGGUGAAGAAAAAUGUCCAGAAAAAAGUCACAAGAAGAAAAUGUAGCUUGAAUAUUGGCAAGAAACGAAAUUCCAAAGUUGUUGCCUUGGUUAUUAGUGUCUCUUGUUAUCAUCGUCAUCAUCAUCAUUAUUAUUGGUUGGAUGUGAUUUUUUUUUUUUUGGUUCACAACAAAAAAAAGAUGAAAUUGAAACAACCGGAACUAAAGAAUCGAUAAAACGCUUGCGCGUAUCCAAAAUUCUUCAUCAUUAUUAAAAUAAAAUUGACAUUCAUGAAAUGGCAAUCAUUCGAUAUUCAACAUUCAUUUCGUUCACACACACUAACAAAAAAAAGUGAUUAUUAUGGCACAUUUACGACGUAUACAUUUUCAAAGUAGAAAAUGUUGUUCAUCUGUAUCGGCUGCUAGUAUGCCGGAUUUUAGUGAUAAUUAUUUUGAAGAACUUAAAAGAAAGAUUCGCUUCAUUUGCGAUGAUGGUAUGAAACAGACUGUUAUUAAUAACAAACAAAAUGAUGGUCAUGGCGCGAAACUUUGUAAUAAAAUCAACAACAACAACAACAACAGCAGCAGCAGCAGCCACAAAAACAACAACAGCAAUCAGAUCAAUAAUGCCGUAAUAUUUUCAUUGAAAAAUCAAGUUGCUGGUCUAGUUCGAGCGCUAAGAAUAUUUCAAGAAUUUAAUAUCAAUGUUCGUCAUAUUGAAUCAAGAAAAUCUCGACGAAAAAAUUCACAAUAUGAAAUCUAUUUAGACAUUGAUUGUGAUGAUAGGGAAAAAAUGCAACAAUUACUUCAUCAACUUCGACAUGAAGUUGAUUGUUGUACAUAUGAAGAAUUUGAACGUAUUUGUAAUUCUCCAAAAUCGAAAGAACCACCUAAACAAUUACCAUCGAUUCUUACAUCACAAUCAUCAUUUGAUAAAGGUGAUCUUAUCGGCGAAGAUGGUAUGCCAUGGUUUCCACAACGUAUUGCUGAUCUAGAUUAUUCUUCGAAUCGUGUUUUAAUGUAUGGCGCUGAAUUGGAUGCUGAUCAUCCGGGAUUCAAAGAUCCUGUUUAUCGACAACGAAGAAAAUAUUUCACUGAUUGUGCAAUGAAUUAUCGACAUGGACAACCAAUUCCACGUAUUGAAUAUUCGGAUGAAGAAACUAGAACCUGGGGUGUCAUCUAUACUGAACUGCGUAAAUUGUAUGAAAAACAUGCUUGCAAAGAAUUUAAUGAUAACCUGGAAUUAUUGGAACAACAUUGUGGUUAUCGGGCUAAUAAUAUUCCACAAUUGGAAGAUAUUUCUCAAUUUCUUAAACAACGAACUGGAUUUCAACUUCGAUGUGUAGCUGGAUAUCUUUCGGCACGAGAUUUUCUAGCCGGUCUAGCAUUUCGUGUAUUUUAUUGUACACAAUAUAUUCGACAUUCAAGUGAUCCAUUCUAUACACCGGAACCGGAUUGUUGUCAUGAAUUAUUGGGACAUUGUCCAUUAUUAGCUGAUCCAAGUUUUGCACAAUUUUCUCAUGAAAUUGGUCUAGCAUCGUUGGGUGCAAAUGAUGAAGAAGUGGAUAAAUUGGCUACCUGUUAUUUUUUCACCAUUGAAUUUGGUCUUUGUAAACAACAGAAUGAAUUAAAAGUAUAUGGUGCCGGUUUAUUAUCAUCGGUUGCUGAACUGAAACAUGCUGUAUCUGGUUCAGCACAUAUACUUGCAUUCGAUCCAAUAUUAACAUGUCAACAGGAACCAAUGAUAACAACAUUUCAGAAAAUGUAUUUCUAUACAGAUUCAUUUAUGGAUGCAAAAGAACAGAUGAGAGAAUUUGCUAAAACCAUCAAACGUCCAUUCGGUGUACGUUAUAAUCCAUAUACACAAUCGGUAGAAAUAUUGAGUAAUACGAAAAAAAUCCUCAAUCUAGUAAGCGAAUUAAAAGGUGAUCUUUGUAUUGUAACAAAUGCAUUGGCUAAAAUUAAAGAAGAUAAUGACGAUGAUGGCGUUGGUGGUAAUGAUUCAGAUAAUAAUGGUGAUACUAUCCAUGGUGCUAAUGAUCAUGAUCAUCUUGUAUUGAAUGAAGCUGACGCUCGUCGUAAUAGUCAAGCAAAUUUAGAUCAAAUGAUUAUGGAUAUGAACAAAAUACAGGUAUCAUGUGAAAAUCAUCAACAACAGCAACAACAAAUGAAUCAUCAGGAAUAAUAAUUCUGAGAAAAAAAAACAUU